Trichechus manatus latirostris (Florida manatee) is the source of this 4170-nucleotide messenger RNA. RefSeq names its product chloride voltage-gated channel 4 (gene CLCN4). The transcript is spliced from 11 exons. Lineage: Eukaryota; Metazoa; Chordata; Mammalia; Sirenia; Trichechidae. The record is from RefSeq and is a predicted model, not a curated record. Gene Ontology annotation, biological process: chloride transport; transmembrane transport. The coding region runs from base 91 to 2595 and encodes 834 amino acids. Gene Ontology annotation, cellular component: Golgi apparatus; early endosome; plasma membrane. Gene Ontology annotation, molecular function: voltage-gated chloride channel activity.
AACCACGUCGGCUGGCUCCUGGGUGGUCCAGUUCAUCUCCUGGGAACCAAUGACUGAUUUGGUUACACAGUUGCAUAGGUUUUGAGUGGUAUGGCCCAACCUCAUUUACCUUUCCAGCCCUCUGAUUUUUAUGCCUUGCUUUGCCAGAACGUGAGAUUUUUCAGAAAUAUCUAUAUCCCAUUGCAAGAGAGGUCUAUGCUGACAUUUUUUCUUAUAUCAGAAAAUAGCGCACGUGAUCAUCUUCUGUCGUGUCCGUGUGGACGUCCUGCUUCCUUUGACAACCGCUGGCUUUCUCUUCCAGGUGUGACUAGUAUGGUCAAUGCUGGUGCAAUGAGUGCCUCUGGGAACCUGAUGGAUUUUCUCGACGAGCCAUUUCCUGACGUGGGGACAUAUGAGGACUUCCACACCAUCGACUGGUUACGGGAGAAGUCACGGGACACUGACCGACACCGAAAGAUAACCAGCAAAAGCAAGGAGUCCAUAUGGGAGUUCAUCAAGAGUUUGCUGGAUGCCUGGUCAGGAUGGGUUGUGAUGCUGCUUAUCGGCUUGCUGGCAGGCACCUUGGCUGGGGUGAUUGACCUCGCAGUUGACUGGAUGACAGACCUAAAGGAGGGCGUCUGCUUGUCCGCCUUCUGGUACAGCCAUGAGCAGUGCUGCUGGACUUCCAAUGAGACCACUUUUGAGGACAGAGACAAGUGUCCCCAGUGGCAGAAAUGGUCGGAGCUGCUGGUCAAUCAGUCGGAGGGUGCCAGUGCUUACAUUCUGAAUUACUUAAUGUACAUCCUGUGGGCGUUGCUGUUUGCAUUUUUGGCCGUCUCCCUGGUGCGGGUAUUUGCGCCCUACGCCUGUGGCUCAGGUAUACCAGAGAUAAAGACCAUUUUGAGCGGCUUUAUUAUCAGGGGCUACCUGGGCAAGUGGACUCUGCUCAUCAAGACCGUCACCUUGGUGCUGGUCGUGUCCUCUGGCCUGAGCCUCGGCAAGGAAGGGCCCUUGGUGCACGUGGCUUGUUGCUGUGGCAACUUCUUCAGUAGCCUUUUCUCCAAGUACAGCAAGAAUGAGGGCAAGAGGCGCGAGGUACUUUCAGCUGCUGCCGCCGCUGGAGUCUCUGUGGCCUUUGGCGCCCCAAUUGGAGGUGUGCUUUUCAGCCUGGAGGAGGUCAGUUACUACUUCCCCUUGAAGACCUUGUGGAGGUCGUUUUUUGCGGCCCUAGUGGCGGCCUUCACACUGCGAUCCAUCAACCCCUUUGGCAACAGCCGCCUUGUCCUCUUCUAUGUGGAAUAUCACACCCCCUGGUACAUGGCUGAACUCUUCCCCUUCAUCCUGCUGGGGGUCUUUGGGGGCUUGUGGGGAACCCUCUUCAUCCGCUGUAACAUCGCCUGGUGCCGGAGGCGUAAAACCACCAAGCUGGGGAAGUACCCGGUGCUGGAGGUCAUCGUGGUCACCGCCAUCACCACCAUCAUUGCCUACCCGAACCCUUACACACGCCAGAGCACCAGCGAGCUCAUUUCCGAGCUGUUCAAUGACUGCGGUGCCCUUGAGUCCUCCCAGCUCUGUGACUACAUCAAUGACCCCAACAUGACCAGGCCUGUGGACGACAUUCCUGACCGGCCAGCCGGGCUUGGGGUAUACACGGCCAUGUGGCAGCUGGCCCUGGCGCUUGUCUUCAAAAUUGUCAUUACCAUAUUCACCUUUGGUAUGAAGAUCCCAUCGGGUCUCUUCAUCCCCAGCAUGGCAGUGGGGGCGAUGGCCGGCAGGAUGGUGGGCAUCGGUGUGGAGCAGCUGGCUUACCACCACCAUGACUGGAUCAUCUUCCGAAACUGGUGCCGGCCCGGAGCGGACUGCGUCACCCCGGGGCUCUAUGCAAUGGUGGGAGCUGCCGCCUGCCUAGGCGGAGUCACCAGGAUGACAGUGUCGCUGGUGGUCAUCAUGUUUGAAUUAACGGGUGGCCUCGAGUACAUCGUGCCCCUGAUGGCGGCAGCCGUGACCAGCAAGUGGGUGGCUGAUGCCUUUGGGAAAGAAGGCAUCUACGAGGCCCACAUCCACCUAAAUGGGUACCCGUUUCUGGAUGUGAAGGACGAGUUCACCCACCGCACGCUGGCCACCGACGUCAUGCGACCCCGGCGCGGGGAGCCGCCGCUGUCCGUGCUCACGCAGGACAGCAUGACUGUCGAGGACGUGGAGACGCUUAUUAAGGAGACCGACUACAACGGCUUCCCCGUGGUGGUCUCCAGAGACUCCGAGCGCCUCAUUGGAUUUGCCCAGAGGAGAGAACUGAUCCUCGCGAUAAAGAACGCCAGACAGAGGCAGGAGGGCAUCGUGAGCAACUCCAUCAUGUACUUCACUGAGGAGCCCCCCGAGCUGCCGGCCAACAGCCCGCACCCCCUGAAGCUGCGGCGCAUCCUGAACCUCAGCCCCUUCACGGUCACGGACCACACCCCCAUGGAGACGGUGGUGGACAUCUUCCGGAAACUGGGGCUCCGGCAGUGCCUGGUGACACGGAGCGGGAGACUUCUUGGCAUCAUCACGAAAAAGGAUGUUCUGAGACAUAUGGCCCAGAUGGCAAACCAGGACCCUGAAUCCAUCAUGUUUAAUUAGCAACACGGUGGCAAUUAUUUAGAGAAAAACACAGUGACGGUGUCAUUUUUAAAGAAAUAAACAAACGAUACAUUAUUAUCCAGAUGAAAGAUCGUGCACCAGGACAGCGAAAACAAAAGCUUUGGUUGAAAAGGAGGGGGAGAAGGAUGAAACCUUUUUCUAAAAAGUAUGCAUCAAUGAGUAGGCAUUUUAUAGCUUUAACCCCUUAUGAGUUUCCAGCUGUGUUUCUUAAUGAGUUUACUAACUGCUAUGGGGGCAUGUGGAUGGGUGUAAAUGAUGUGGUUUGUACAAGGACACUGAAUGCACAUGCCAAAUGGAGAAACCUUUCCCCCACCUGCUCAAGGCUGAUAUUUGUAACUUAGGAACACGUGUGAAGCUUUGAGUCCAAAAAGUCAAGGGGUGUCGGCAUGUAAGCAUCCUUAUUUAUUAAUUCCUGAAGUUUUGCUGCUAUGUUACUGAAUGAUACUAAAGACAUUUGCACUCACUUUGUUGGAAAGGAAAAAGAAAUUAAAUUUGAACAUAGUGAAAGCUGCAAGUAUACAAAUGGGUCCACUCUUGACCAUCCCAUUUCUUGCUCCUGUUCUCAGCCUAUUCUUUUGUUCACUCAUCCGUUUCUGAACCAACACCAAUGGCGCUGGUACAAUGAGUAUGAAGAAAUCAUGUCCGUAUGCAAGACCUGAGUCUUGGGACUGCGUGAUGAACUAUUGUAGCAUUUACUGCUGCUCUGUAUUUCCUCCCAUACAAAGAGAUGCAUCCUUAUUUUGGAGUUAUACAUCCUUGAUCACUGAUUCGCAACCCUGUUGCAUUUGCUUCAUUUCUCUAUUGCUGUUUGUCUAUGCAUUCUUAACCAGUCCAGCAUUUUCCACGGACCAUGGCCUAUAUACUCCCAUAAACGUGCUUUAAUUUCCAAGUAGAGUAUACAAGAAUCAAAACAGGCUACUCAGCGUUAUUACUUAUUUUUCCUCCCCGGUCUUAUCAAAUACGGCUGCAGAGAGGGUGAGGCAUACGAGUUCUCAGUGGGAACUCCUCCAAAUGGAUUGCAAGAGAAGUACUAAAUUGAUUCUAAAUCAGUUCCAUUCUCUUCUCUGUGGGAUGCAAAACACCCAGCUUUAAUGUAUAAGCAUGCACUUUCAUACUAGCAAUCAAAGCACAGAAGGACAGAGUUACAUUUUAGACAGCCCAUUUAAGCGUUAGGCAUCUCUGCAUUUGAAUUUAAUGAUACAUUCUUUUAGUCAGGACUACUGUCUUUCUGUGGGAAGGAAUUCAAUUAUAUUUUAGGUCCACUGUAGAAUGAUGAUCAUAAGAUUUAUCCCAUUUGCCCCUUCACUUUUAGUCUUUGUCCCUCCCUUUUUAUUGAAUCAUCCUCAUCCUUUUCAAUCUCAUUGUCAUUGAAGACCCUAUGGUGCACAGUUCUACUCUGACACACAUGGGGUCGCCAUGAGUUGGAGUCAACUCAUUGGCAACUGAUGGUGGUAGUGCUGGUCAUUAGAUUUGAUAUAUUAGGUGUGCAUUUGGCUGCAAAUAAUGAGACCUGGUUGGGGGAUGGGGGGCACUCCAAGACUGUCUCAGUAAUAU